Pimephales promelas (fathead minnow) is the source of this 521-nucleotide messenger RNA. Its product is annotated as SH3 domain-binding glutamic acid-rich-like protein 3. Gene Ontology annotation, cellular component: cytoplasm. Lineage: Eukaryota; Metazoa; Chordata; Actinopteri; Cypriniformes; Leuciscidae. The record is from RefSeq and is a predicted model, not a curated record.
GUCAGGUGAACUGUCAAAACUUGCUUUCCUGGUCCUUGAGUUGGCUGAGUUUACUGUAAUUAAACGCUCACACAGCUUACUGAAAUACUUCAGCCGCCACUUCUAUUUUCAACAAACCUUUUGAUUUGAUCUUUUUAAAAGAUGUCUGUCACAGUGUAUUUCAGCAGUGUUAGUGGCUCUAGAGAGGUAAAGCAACAUCAGACUGAGAUUUUCCAGUUCCUGGAUUCCAAGAGGAUCAAGUACCGUGCUUUGGACAUCACAACAAGCACUGAUGUGAAGGAGGAGAUGAGGAAGAAAGUGGGAAACCCGUCUGCGAUGCCGCCUCAGGUCUUUAAUGGGGACAAAUACUGUGGGGACUAUCAGAAGUUUUUUGAUGCAGUGGAGGAUGGGAAACCAGAGCUAUUCUUCAAACUCUGAGCUACUGUAGGCACACUGCACUAAAUCCUUGCAUUUUUAAGAGAUUUUAUAUGUUAAGGAAAUACGUAUUUUGCACCAUUAAAUAAAAAAAAAAAGAUUUUCUA